CAGAUAAUGGCUCUUCUUUUUUACUCCCCACAGAAAGCAAGUGAUUGCUUUCCUUUCCUCAUUUUUGGAAGCCCUGCCUAACACACAGCUGCACUCUACAUCCCAGUUCCUGGAUGGACGAAGAAAGUGAACUGAUCCAGCCCCAAGACCAGAGCUGCUGGGCCACUCUGCCUGAUGUGUGUCUGUGCCGUGUUUUCUGGUGGCUAGGAGACAGGGACAGGUCCAGGGCUGCUCUUGUCUGCAGAAAGUGGAACCAGAUGAUGUAUUCUGCUGACCUCUGGCGGUACAGGACCAUCACCUUCAGCGGGAGACCUUCCAGGGUACAUGCAUCUGAAGUAGAGUCAGCUCUUUGGUAUGUUAAGAAGUUUGGUCGUUAUCUGGAGCGCCUGGAGGUCAAAUUCCUGAAUCCUUACAAUGCUGUCUUGACCAAGAAGUUCCAGGUCACCAUGCGGGGCCUCCUGUCUUGUCUGAGUAAGAGCAACAACCGUCUGAAAUCUCUUUCCAUCCAACACUUGGAGCUGGACCGCCUGGUGUGGAGGAACAGCAUCAGGAGCUCAUUCAUCAGGAGCUUGAGCUUCUUCUUAAAGAAGAUGGGCAAACACCUGGAUUACCUCAACCUAAAAGGGGCCAGGCUGACCGUGGAGCAAGGCUGCCACAUUCUCGACUCCCUCAGCCACCUGAGGAAUGAGAAUGUGAUCUCGGAACUCAACAUCGAGGACUACUUCAGUCAUCACCUUGCUGUCUACAGCAGCCCCCAGUUCAAAAAGACCAUGUCCACAUUCCACAAUCUUGUGUCCCUGAACCUCAACUACAACUGUAUCUCCGACGAGCUGCUUGAGAAUUUGUGUGAGAACGCCAGCACCCUCUGGACCAUAAACAUCAAAUGCCACAUUCAUGACCCCCACGGACAGGUCAUCUGGGGUAUGUCCUGGGCCAAGCUGGCCAGGCAGGCCACCAAUCUGAAGGUGAACUUCUACUUUGAACGGAUCAUGAAGUACGAACGCUUGGCCCGAAUCCUCUUGCAGGAGAUCCCAGUCAGGAGCAUCAGUCUGAGAAGCUGCUAUUUCAGUGACCCAGACUGGUCCAUGAGACCCACUCUGAUAGAUCUCCUGCCCACCUUCCGGCACACUCUGCAGAAAUUAACUUUUGAAUUCAACAACAACCACGAGUCACUGGACGAGGAGCUGCACCUCCUCAUCGUAUCCUGCAGGAAGUUGUUUUACUUCAAAAUCUGGGCUUUCCUUGAUGUUAGGUUUGUGGAGCGGAUCCUGAAGAGUCAGAAAGAACGGCAGUGUGCCCUGCGCACGCUCAAGGUGAGAAUUUAUACAAACAGAUAUGAGACGAAUGAAGAGGACAGGACCCUGCGGGAAAUUUACAGGAAGUAUAGAAAGCUGAUCGACUCAGAGCUUAGCUAUUUCGUCAUCGCUUACCCUAUGAUGUAAUGAACGCUCUACAGAUGAAGAAAGCUAGGAGCACUUUGAACUUGAAAAUCAUUUCUCUUAGAACUACACUCGGGCAUGGCCAGCCCUUUUGCUCCUCUCUCUUUUUUUUUUUUUUUUUUGGUCAGUUCAAUACCAACAGGAGCAGCCCAGCAAAGGCUGAGACUGCUGAUGACCUGAAGGCUCCAGGUGGCUUUAAAGCGCUAUGUUUACCAACUA
This is a messenger RNA of Mandrillus leucophaeus (drill), 1658 nucleotides long. RefSeq names its product F-box protein 39 (gene FBXO39). Lineage: Eukaryota; Metazoa; Chordata; Mammalia; Primates; Cercopithecidae. Gene Ontology annotation, molecular function: protein binding. The transcript is spliced from 3 exons. Bases 114 to 1442 code for a protein of 442 amino acids. The record is from RefSeq and is a predicted model, not a curated record.